GUCUUUCCUGGAAACUCAGAUCCGGACACUCCGGUUGGGACGAUUUUCCCAGUUCCUGUGGUUGCUCGAUAUUUCCGCAUUAACCCUCAGAGCUGGUUUCCAAAUGGGACCAUCUGUCUCCGAGCAGAGAUCCUGGGCUGUGCUCUGUCAGAUCCAAAUAAUUUCUUCUACUGGAAGCAGGAGGUGACAAGUUCUGAUGACUUGGAUUUCAAACACCACAACUAUCAGGAGCUGAGACAGGUGAUGAGGGAGGUUCGCAGACAGUGCCCGUCUAUCACCAGGAUUUACAGCAUUGGCAAAAGUUACCGCGGUCUCAAACUCUACGUCCUGGAGAUAUCCGACAAUCCAGGAGUCCACGAAUUGGGAGAGCCAGAGUUUCGGUAUGUUGCGGGAAUGCACGGGAACGAGGUUCUGGGCCGGGAGCUCCUGAUCCUACUGAUGCAGUUCCUGUGUCAGAAAUACCUACAGCAAGAGCCCCGCAUUGUAGAACUGAUUCACAGCACCCGCAUCCACCUACUGCCCUCCAUGAACCCAGAUGGAUACGAAAUUGCACAUCAACUGGUACGAAGGGAGAGAGGGAAUGGGGAGAGGGGGGAGUGGGGGGAACAGGGGACAAGGCAGGGAAUACAGGGGAAAGGGGGAAUUGGGGAGAAAGAGGGGGAGCGGGGAGGGGGGGAAUGGUGGAAGCGGGAGAGAAAGGGGAGAGACAGAAAGGGGAGAGAGAGAGAGAAUGGAGAUGGAGAUAGGAAAAGAGAGAGGGAGAGACAAUGGAGAGAGAGAGAGAAAAUGGAGAGACAGAGAGAGAAAAUGGAGAGACAGAGAGAGAAUGGAGAGAGAGAUAGG
Molecule: messenger RNA, 843 nt
Organism: Rhincodon typus (whale shark)
Lineage: Eukaryota; Metazoa; Chordata; Chondrichthyes; Orectolobiformes; Rhincodontidae
Product: inactive carboxypeptidase-like protein X2
Exons: 6
Biological process (GO): proteolysis
Molecular function (GO): metallocarboxypeptidase activity; zinc ion binding
Source: RefSeq, a predicted model, not a curated record